AUGUCAGGGAAAGGGGCGAAGGGGUUAAUCACUUCUGCCAAAACCUCAGCGGCGAACAAAGACAAGGACAAGAAAAAACCCACUUCUCGUUCUUCUCGUGCCGGUCUUCAGUUCCCAGUUGGGCGUAUCCACAGGCUACUAAAGACAAGGACAACAGCUCACGGUAGAGUUGGAGCCACAGCCGCGGUAUACUCGGCUGCUAUCUUGGAGUAUCUUACUGCUGAAGUAUUGGAACUUGCGGGAAAUGCUAGCAAGGAUCUCAAGGUUAAGCGUAUUACUCCUAGGCAUUUACAGCUUGCAAUCCGCGGUGAUGAAGAGCUUGAUACUCUUAUUAAAGGAACAAUUGCUGGUGGAGGAGUUAUUCCUCAUAUUCACAAGUCUCUCAUCAACAAGUCUUCUAAAGAGUAG
Molecule: messenger RNA, 408 nt
Organism: Lathyrus sativus (Indian pea)
Lineage: Eukaryota; Viridiplantae; Streptophyta; Magnoliopsida; Fabales; Fabaceae
Source: the annotation of a GenBank genome assembly